UGCAACAAGCAGCAAAUCAAACAACCUACGCCGACGUGCAAAAGACGAAGUCACGAUGCGGAAUAAGAAAAAACAUUUUAUCCAGAUGCAACACCAAAAUUAUGCGAAACUGAAGCUUUACCUUCUGUCCUACCAUGAGUUCCUUUCGACUCAUAAAGCCAUGCGCAUCAAGGCUUUCGGUUCAUGACUGGGUUGGUGAUAUGUGUAAAUGGAAAAACAUGAGUCACAAUCUUGCGGGGUGUUGAAAAUUAUUUAAUAAGGUGCACUCUACGAUAUUCAAUGGUCUUCAUGUUUCUAAGAUAUUCUUUGUUUUACUUUUUUGUUUACUUCUAAAAAAUCACAGUUGCUACCAUCACCACAUCAUAAUCUUAACAUCACAGAUAGCAUCUGGACAAAUAUGCUAAACAAUGAACCAUGAAGGCUGUCAACUACUGCUGCAUCCUCGCUCUCUAUUACAUUCAGACCGCAUUUCUCAUCGCAGCCCAGGUUCCUGACAAAGAUCCAGAAUACAACCCAGCUUGGGGUCCAGCAUUUGAUACCAACAUAUGCCCGCAGUAUUAUCUUCGCGAAACUAAUCACAACUCAACAUUAACCGUCGAGCUUAUCGCUACUUGCACCGAUGGCAGUGAUACCUCGCAGUACCGCACGAGCAGUUUGAACCUCGACCAAUGCUUAUAUAACGAGGAAGGAGACCUCUUCGCUUCAGAACCCCAAGAUUUCUACACGGGCCCCUUUUCAAAGACGUGUAACAACUGUGGCCUCUCCUUUCUGUCGAUUGACGGAGAUACCGAAGGCGUGUAUCUCAAAUGUAGCUGCUUGCCAGGUUUGGGCGAUGACCGCACACCGAAGCAGACGAUGUUCCGCCUUGGUAAGUUUACGUAUCUUAUGACUCAUUUACCCUCCCGAAAAAAACACUAGAAUAUGGACGUCUUUAACUUGUCAUCACAGGUCGGUCGAUCUACGUCAAGAAC
Annulohypoxylon truncatum is the source of this 971-nucleotide messenger RNA. RefSeq lists its product as uncharacterized. Lineage: Eukaryota; Fungi; Ascomycota; Sordariomycetes; Xylariales; Hypoxylaceae. The transcript is spliced from 2 exons. The record is from RefSeq and is a predicted model, not a curated record. The coding region runs from base 415 to 918 and encodes 167 amino acids.